Molecule: messenger RNA, 4344 nt
Organism: Terrapene triunguis (Three-toed box turtle)
Lineage: Eukaryota; Metazoa; Chordata; Testudines; Emydidae
Gene: RPGRIP1
Product: RPGR interacting protein 1
Exons: 26
Coding region: 1-4035 (1344 amino acids)
Biological process (GO): retinal rod cell development; non-motile cilium assembly
Cellular component (GO): photoreceptor connecting cilium
Molecular function (GO): thromboxane A2 receptor binding
Source: RefSeq, a predicted model, not a curated record
AUGUCAUUACUCCUGCUGGAUGAGACAGCCGGAGACCUGCCUGUCAGAGACAGCAGCCCGAAGCCCUCAGUGAUCACAGCUAUUCAAGAUGUCUCAGCCAUUGCUCGUCCCACGAAGGCCCGUGGGCUGAAGACCCGGAUGAGAGAGCCAGUGGCACGGACAUGGCAGCAUGUGAGCCAGAUGAACCGGGCAGAGCUGGAGGAUGGGUUUCUGCGUCUACAUGACGAGAACCUGGUGCUCAAGGAGUUUGCCUGCAAGCAGGAGGACAGGAUCAAGAGGCUGGGCACUAAGCUGCUGAGACGUACCCAUGAGCGGGCACAGGUUGAGGGUCAGCUGGGUGCCAGGGCCAGGUGGUCAGGCCAGGACCUGGAGGAGUCCUUGGAGGAACUGCAGGAACGGGUUUGGGACCUGGAGCGGCGCAAUGAGGGGCUGCGGAGUCGUCUGCUAUCCUACAAGCAGCAGCUGCAGCUCCACGGGUGCAGGCGCCACUGGCCCUACGGCUACGUCCAACCCCGCGUGGACACCGGACUCCGGCAGGUUCACACCUCAGGCGGGAGGGUGACUGAGAGACAUCACAGAGGGAUGCGGGUGCGCAUUCCAGAGGCCAGACCUACCCACACAGCUCCCCCAAGAUACAGAGACCACAUCACAGAGGGAGUACGAGCCGAUAUGGAGAGACUAUGUGUCCCUCCCCCACCCAGCACCAUGGAAGGGGUAGCAGCCCCUGAAUCCCAACUAUCCCACAGCCUGGUGUUGGCAGAGCUGGAGCCUGAGUCACAAUGCCUGGCAUGGGGGAGAGAGAUGGACCUCGAUGGGGCCCCGUCCCAGCAGUACCACCAGCAGGCCCUGGAGCAUCGAGCCGCCAUCCGGGGGAAUGUGGAGCUGAUCCGGCUGCAGCGGCUCCUGAGAGAGCGGAGCUGCGAGCUGGCCGUGACCAGAGGCCGAUUCAGUGACCUGCAGGAGGCGUAUGAGAGCCAGCUCCAGCAGAACCAGGAGACGUUGCGAACCAGCAGUGAGGCCCUCCUGGCCCAGGUGGAGGAGCUCACUGUGCAGCUGAAGGCGGAGACGCAGAAGGUGUUGGCGUUGGAGAGCAAAGUGGAGAGCGUCUCAUUCCUGCAGGGGGCGCUGGAGGAGUUUCAGGAGAGAAUCAGGUCCCUGGAGAAGGAGCGAGACCUGUUGAAGGAGGAUUAUGAUAAAUUGCUGGAGAGCAGUCUGGCCUGUGAGCAGCAGCAUGGGAACAUCUCACGGCUGGAGGAGCAGCUGAGCUUGGAGCUGGCAGAGAAGAGGGGGCUGAUGGAGGAGCUGGCGCAGGAGAGAGCUCGGAGUGAGGAGCUGAAGCUGGAAGUGGAGAGGGGGAACCAAACUCCAGAGCAGAAGCCUGAUCCGACCCUGUCCCAGCCCCCCUGCCUUGAUAGGCUCCCGACCGAGCAGGAGGAGCUGUUCGCCCAGCAGAGCCUGAGCCGGAGACUCCGUGAGACAGAAGCUGCCCAUGCUGACACCAUCUUGGAGCUGGAGAAAACCCGGGACAUGCUGAUCCUACAGCAUCGCCUCAACCAAGACUAUCAGGCCGAGCUGGACGGUGUGAUGGUGCAGGCUGAACAGGAGAAGAGGGGACAUGAGGAAAAGCAGCAGAAAAUGGCGCAGCUCCUGGAUCUGCGCAGCACCCGCAUCCGCCAGCUGGAGGAGCAGCUGAAGGAUGUGGCCUAUGGGACACGGCAGCUCCCACUCCUGCGGACUGAGGGUGAUGUGGACGUGGAGGAGGUCAAGGCCCCCGUGCUGCGGCGUGGUGAGAACCUGUUUGAGCUGCACAUUGCAGGGGCAGUGCUGUCAGGGGAGGCACUGCAGCUGCUGGGGGAAGUCCAGCCCGUCACCUUCUGCACCUAUGCCUUCUAUGACUUCGAGACACACUGCACACCGGUGGUGCGAGGGGCCCAGCCCCGCUACAGCUUCACGUCUCAGUAUGUGAUACAGGCUGAGCCCCUCUUCCUGCAGUACCUGCAGAGGGCUGCCGCCCGCCUAGACCUGCACCUGGCCACGGCUACUGACCACAGCACUCUGGCUUCCUGUUGGCUGCGCUUCCGGGAGGUUCUGGGGAGCGGGGAGCGCAUGCACGCCACAGCGAUGCUACAUGGUCCGAGCGGCGAGAACUACGGGAUGCUGGAGUAUUGGAUGAGGCUGUGCCUGCCCAUGGAGCAGACCAUACGGCUGCACUGCGAGCGCACCAAGGCCUUGGGCUACUUGUUAGCCUGCAUGCCCCAGGCCAGAGCUGCCCAGCAGAGCAGGCAGCAGGACAAGGAGGGGGUCCUGGAUGCUGAGUGGCUGUGGAAUGAGCUGCAAGUGCAGAUUGUAGGCUGCACGGGCCUGCGGGGUCGCUGGCUCAGCACCCAGCCCAGCCCCUAUGCCAUGUACCGCUUCUUCACCUUCCCUGACCACGACACGCCCAUCAUCCCCUCCAGCAACAACCCACACUUUGGAGACCUGCGGACUUUCCCCAUGCACCCCACAGCUGAACUCGACCGCUAUCUGCGUCUAGAGAGCCUCUGGGUGUACAUCUUUGAUGAUGAGGAUACAGAGCCAGGCAGUUACUUGGGCAAAGCACAGAUCCCCCUGCUACCUCUGGCACGCGGGCACUGUAUCACAGGAGAUUUUGUCCUCACCGACCCGGCUGGGCACCCCAAUGGCUCCAUCAGCCUCAGCCUGGAGUGGAAGCGUCAGUACCUGCCCCCGGGGGCCGCCCUGCACCAAGCGGCCUGGGCCAGGAAACACCAGCAUGAGAGACCCUUGGAGCAGCUGAUUGAGGAAGAAAGGGCUGCACUACACAACCAGGCCCGGCUUGCUCCCAGCAUCUCACCAUCGCAGCCUGAGGGCCAGAGGAAGAAGCUCCAUAUCUUGGCGGUCAAGGCUGAUGGAUGCAGGGGAAAGUGGAAUGGGGGAGCCAGUAGUCAGACUCAGCCUAAUCCAGUGCCAGCAUCCAGUGGCUACACCCUGGAGGAGGGAGAAGAGGUGGCUCCGGUGGGAGAUUCUGCCGAGGGGACACUGGAGGGGAAGGAGGCCCAGGCUGGCGAGGAGGAAGCAGAACACUCAGCUAAGGACGCUGAAACCUCUGCCAGGACCCAGCGCUUGGAGCCCAAAUCUCUUGCACUGGACAUAGGCUCCGCUCCUGAGGACAUGGCCCCCGAGGAGGCCGGUGAGCCAGCGCUGGAGAGCAGCAGCGAUGCACAGACCACAGACAGUGACGAGAUUGUGGUGGGGACCAGCCUGGGGAGCCCUCCAAAGGUGGACAUGGAGCGGAUCCACAUUGAGAUCGUCUCUCUGAGUCUGCACCCUGAGGCUGAGGCCAUGGCCAGUGAGCACAUCCAGCAGCUGUACGUGGAGUACCACUUCCCAGGGGUGCCCCUGGCUGAGACGGAGACCCCCCUGUCCCUGCGCAAGCCCCAGGGCAGCGAGGAGAUCUACUUCCACUUCAGCAAGGCUGUACAGUGGAUAACUCCAGGCCCAGAAGCGCUGUUGAUGGGAAAGGGAGGCCAUGACUGGUUUAAUAGCGCUCCUUUCCCCAGCCCCUCCCAGGGACUCAGCUCCCCCACUGACAGUGCAAGCUGGCAAAGGCCCCACCGCCCCAGCUCAUGCUGCACCACUCCAUGGGGUGCUGAGCAGCACGGCCCAGGCCCGCCCCAGUGGGCUCCCUCCCAACGGGGAGAAUGUGGCGCUGGGCGCUGGACCACUAACAGCUUGGGAACCGUAGCAACACUGGGGAGCUUGGAGAUGGGUCGACUGUCACCCUCUGACCCCAGGCUGCAGUUCGUGGUGGUGAGCGAGCCCCUGCCUGGGACAGGAGGCGAGUGCGAGGACGUGGGCUUUGCCUACAUAGACCUGCGUGAGAUCCUGCUGACAGGCAACGACGUGCUGGAGCAUGACCUCGAUGUUGUCAGCCCUCAGGACCGCUCUGCCAUCGGGAGGCUGAAGGUCUCUGUGGAAGCAGCUGCUGCCCUCUGCACCAUCUAUUGGGAGGGGAGACGAAAGGCUGAAGAGGAAUGAAGCACCCAUCAGCUCCCACAAGGCAUGCAAGGACUUGGCACAAGCCUGACAUUAACCAGAAGUAAAAAAUCAUCUUCAAGAUAUGGAUCAGUCACCAUUUUCUCACAGAAUAAAAAAUGUAAAAUUAAGAAUCUGAAUGACAUGUAAAUUGCUAUCAUUGCUUAAAAAACUGUGUAUAGAUAUAGCUAGUAUGUCCUCCUGGGUAGCAAAAAGAACUAAAUGUAGUGUAAAGGCUGUAUUCAGUUGCAGAUCAACUUGUUUUAAUGGUUACUAGCCAAUGAGAAUCAACCUUUCUUUAGGGGAAAAAAA